Sardina pilchardus (European sardine) is the source of this 1269-nucleotide messenger RNA. RefSeq lists its product as uncharacterized. Lineage: Eukaryota; Metazoa; Chordata; Actinopteri; Clupeiformes; Clupeidae. The coding region runs from base 66 to 1259 and encodes 397 amino acids. The transcript is spliced from 6 exons. The record is from RefSeq and is a predicted model, not a curated record.
GUUAUGCAGCUAUGGUGGCUGGCGCGUAUUUUAAGUAUUUGGAAUGAAUCAGUGGAUGUUCUACCAUGGCUGCCAUCGAGAUCCACGCUAAGUACAUCACUGAGCUGUUUGGAGCAGGCAAGACGCAUUUAGAAAUGUCUUCCACAUUGAAGCAACAUGGAGUUAAGAUGUGCUCAGAGAUGAGUAUUCGAAGAUUCUGUGAGAAACACAACCUAAGACGCAAAGGAUUGGUUACCGAUACAGAGUUGGAAAGAGCUGUAUUGGGCUCGAUACGUGAGACAGGCCCAUCGUACGGCCGCAAGUUUAUGACUGGGUACCUGGCGUCGGGGGGAGUGCGUGCGGCAGAACGUCGAGUCGGGAAGGUACUGCAAAACAUCCAUCGGCCGUAUUAUGAGCAACGCUGUCAGGGUGCACGAAAUCUGAACCCCAUCCCCUAUCAAGGCCGCUACAUGGGCCAUAAACUGCAUAUGGACCAAAAUGAAAAGUUGGUCAUGUUUGGCGUGACUCAUGUCCUAGCCAUGGAUGGAUACAGUGGUAACAUAGUCGCUCAUUCCAGUAUGCCUGUUAAAAACAACCUGGUCAUCUAUGAGGAAGUCUACAGAUCUGCAGUGAUGCGUUAUGGGAUGUGGGAUCAACUCCGCGUUGAUCAUGGCAGGGAGUUUUACCUGUGCCUGUACAUGCAAGAGAAGUUAUCAGGACGUAGACACAACACCAGUGGCCCACCAUACCGACAAACUGCAUCUACAAUGAAUCAUCGCGUGGAGAGGAUAUGGUCAGAGGUGAACCAACGAGUGAAUUAUCCACUUAAAGAAGCCCUAAUUCAGCUGCAGGACCAUGAACAGAUUGAUAUGGAGGAUGCUUUAACUAAAUACUGCACCUCAAAUCUUACCCGCACGUUAAGUGAGAUAGGCUUAUGCAGAAUGAUUCAAGCAUGGAAUGCCCACAGAGUACCAGGACGUGGGAUACCCAAUGACCUGGUAGCAGGUGGCUGUCCUGUCAAAAUCACAGAGGCGCUACUUCCCAGUGCCUCUAUCGUGGCCAAUAUGUAUGAAGCGGAGUUGGGUUCCUCGCUGACUUGGGCAUCUGAAUUUGCAAAUGACCCUUUUCCAUCUGAGGAGGACAAAUGUCAUGUGGAGGAGAUGUUUGCACACCAAUACCCUGAUGUCUCGGUGUUGUUUAAUGACGCUGUAAAUGCCAACUACAUACCGCUUCAAAACGCAUUGUGCAACCUUAUAGAUGUUACCCGAAGACAGAUAUAAAUACACCUGU